AUGAGCAAUCAUUUCACCGUUGAAGCAUCUAAUCAGUUGGGGUGCAGUAAAGAAAUUGAUCAUAACUCCAGAGAAGGAAAGAACAAUUAUAAUCAUAGCAAUGCCUCAAAAUUUAAAAAUUAUCGGAAACGAAAAAUGCAUGAAGUUGAAGAGAGUCAUGUACGCUACUUGUUACCAAUUAAACGUCACGGGAAAGUUAUCCAACAGAGGGCUGUAAUAAAGGGCGUAAAGGAAAGAUUUUCGGAUUCUGGAGAGAAGGGUACCGUUGGUAAAAUGGAAAGCAGAGAAAUAGACGCUCCCAACGAACAUACGGAAGAAGACGUUGAUUGCAUUGCUCAGCUGUACGUAAGAAGACAGCAAAAACUAUCUCAGAAAAAAAAUACUAUAGCUCAAUUCGCCUGUGCAAUAAUAGAGAACCCUGAACAAAACCUUGAUUCCUUAGAAGUGUUAAGAAAGAUGUGCAAGGAAGACGAUACUGAUAUUACUGUUACCAUUCGAAAGUUAGCGAUGGUUUCGACAACUGAAGUAUUUAAAGAUAUUGUACCUAGCUAUCGUAUUCGAGUUUCGUCUGAAAAGGAGCAGAUAACUCGGAUUUCUAAAGAUGUAAAAAGACUAAGAUUCUAUGAAACUAGAUUAUUAAAAAACUACCAACAAUUUCUUAGUACCCUGGAAGGAUUUGUAACAGAUUAUAAGCCAGAAGGAAAAAGUUUUGAUGUAAAAUCUCAGAUCGAAUCCUCAUUUUUAUCGAUGGAAAAGAUGGUAAACUCUAAUGAUUUGGAUAUCUCUAAAUGCAGUUACGAUGCCUUAAAUGCGCUAUAUAAAAACGAUGUGCAAGGAGAAAUAUCAUUAGAGGGCGUUAGAGUUACAUCGAAAAUGGUGAAAUCUAAAAAUUUUAACAUAAAGGAAAAGGUACUGGACACUUUCUUGUUUCUGCGUUUCUCGCAUGAACGACUGCAUAAGUAUACAGUUGAGGAAGUUAGCGUUAAGGAAAAACGGGUUAUACGUAAGCAUGAAAAAAGGCAAAAUUUUAGAAAAGAACGCAAGCUACGAAGUGAUGCUAGAAAACUGCAGCAAGACUUAUUUGCGGUUGAGGGAGGCGAGGAUGAAGAAAAACGAGCUAAGAUUGAAACUGAAAUUCUCGGUUGCAUGUUUUCAAUAUACUUUCAAGUACUGAAAUCCGAUUCAAAAUUGAAACUGUUGUUGUCGGUGCUAAAAGGCAUUGCAAAAUUCGCCCACUUGAUAAGUAUAGAUUACUUUGAGGAUUUAAUGACACUUCUAGGACACCUGCUUGACACUCAGACCUUGAACAAAAAUCAACAAAUCGCCUGCGUUCUAACUGCUUUUAAGAUUUUAACUGGGAGAGCUAAUGAUCUACUUUUCUCAGGAGAAGCUCUAAGCAUUGAUCCGCGUCGUUUUUAUGGAAGCAUGUAUAAUAUCCUCUUGAAAUUACCCUUAAAUGGUUACAAGAAUGAUUUCUUAUUGCUUAUCGAGUGUUUGGAAUUGAUGUUAUGUAGGAAACGGAACCAGGUAACUGUUCAAAGAUUAUUUGCUUACAUUAAAAGACUUUGUACUACAUCUUUGUUACUGUUUCCAAACGAAGCUAUACCUUUACAAUCUUUAAUUGGAACUCUAUUGCAGAUUCAUCCUAAAACCGAACAGCUAUUAGAAAGUGAUGGUACAACUUGGAAAUUAUUUCUCCCUCAUGUUGAAAAAUGGGAGCCUUGCGAUGCAAAUAUUACAGUUUUAUGGGAAUUAGCCCUGCUGAAAGUCCAUUACCAUCCAACUUUAUCUACUUACUCAAGAUAUUUAUCUCGUGGUGCUUCGUUAAUUGGGCAAGAUAGCUCGGAUCAGUCAUUGUCACGCAAUAAUCCAGUUUUACUUUAUGAAAUGUUUAACAAUCGUGGAUAUCAUCCUACAUUUCCGAAGGAGAAGAGAUGUCAUUUCAAGAAGGAAUAUCAGGAUUCCAAUGUUACAUUUGAUGGGAUUCAAUACACUCAAACAGAUUUGUUAAAGCUGUUGAAUAAUAUCUACGAUGACGAAUCGAUGUAA
Messenger RNA from Trichoplax adhaerens, 2049 nucleotides. RefSeq lists its product as uncharacterized. The coding region runs from base 1 to 2049 and encodes 682 amino acids. Gene Ontology annotation, molecular function: chromatin binding. The transcript is spliced from 22 exons. Gene Ontology annotation, cellular component: nucleolus. Lineage: Eukaryota; Metazoa; Placozoa; Uniplacotomia; Trichoplacea; Trichoplacidae. The record is from RefSeq and is a predicted model, not a curated record. Gene Ontology annotation, biological process: DNA replication initiation.